AUAGAUGAGUUGGAGAAGGUGGGGUGAGGGUAGCGGGGAGGCAAUGGAUGAAUAAGAAAGUGGGAAGGAACAAAGGAAACAGUAAGGGAGGGAAGGAAGGGGGAGAGGGCAGAAUAAUAAUUAGGUAGGUAUACGGGAGGUGAAACAGACUGAUAUGAAAUUUUGUUUUUCUUUCUGGUAAUUAAUUUUUCAUGAUCUUGUUUGUCACUGAUGCUCUCUCUCAUAAUAUAAUCCUCUUUUGUAAUAAUGGUCGCUCUUUUUCACUCAUGAGUUUACAAAAGGUGCUUCGUUCAGUGUACAAAGCGAACAGCAGGUGUGAGUAGGAAUAUUAUAAUGUGAGUCAUAUGAAAGUUAUAUAUGCUUGUGAUAUGCAGGGUAUGUGUGCGUAUAUGCGUGUGUAUUUGUGUGUGGAAUGCAAGUAUGUGAGGGUGGUGUGAGGUACGUAACAUUCCUAUCAAGUGUGCUAUGUGCUAAAGUAAUGCACAGCAGUAAUGGCUGUGUAAGGGAAUACAUGCGUGGAAUGUGUGUGUGUAGCGUGUAGCAGCGAAAGCAUUGAAUGUGAGACAGACGAACACUGAGUUGCUUAUCUUCGUUUUGUGUUGGAGAGGAACAUGUCCCCACGUCGUGUGUUUCCUCAGAGGCGCGAGGCAAGGCGAGGUGUGUGUGUGUGUGUGUGUGUGUGUGUGUGGAGCAGUGGCGCCGCCCUCGGUCCUCCCUCUCGAGUCGGGACGAGAGCGAGCGCCAAUUUACGGGCGGGGAGAGAGAGAGAGAGAGAGAGAGAGAGAGAGAGAGAGAGAGAGAGAGAGAGAGAGAGAGAGAGAACCCCUCCCGCCAGUGGCUCCCUCUUAAAGGUGACCAGCUGCGGGAAGUGCCAAGGAAAGGGGGGCGGAGGGAAGGUGGGAAAUUAAUACAGAGAGUAAGCUGUGAGGAUACGUGGAAUGCGGCCUAGGAACCCAGAAAAGUUACCCUCACUUAUUGAAUCAGUAGAUGUGGAGUAGUGUGCUGAAAAGACCAGUAGAAGACAUGAACGAAGGAAUUGCGUUGUGCUGAGGCGAUGGCAACACGAACCAGCAAUGUAGAGCAGCAGUGCGUGAGGAAAGCAGAAGGAAGGGAGGCAAGAAGUAGAGAACUGUUUUAUUGCUGAGGAAAAGAGGAACACUCGUCCGUAAAUAGCCAGGAGAAGACAAGAGUGAACGCUAAACGCCACGUGCCCCAGACAUGCGAGCGUGGAGGAUGGAAAAUUCACGCAUAUAAAAGCUGUACACGAAAGAUACAGUUUAGUGCCUUAGCAAAGUGGAUUGUGUGUGUGUUUGUGUGUGUGUGUGUGUGCGCGUGUGCGUGUGCGUGUGUGUGACCUCUCAGCACCAUUUUUCUUCCCCCUUCUCCCCACCGUCGCAAUCCCGCGUGUUCAGACCACAGAGAACAGUUCAAUAAACUCUGUACUCACGGAGACAUGGUGGCGAGAAAGGAGUUAGGCGGCUGAGGAGUGGAGACUAGACCACCACCACCACCAUCACCACCACCACCACCACCAACACCACCACCACCACCACCACCACCACCACCACCACCACCACCACCACCACGACCACCACCGCCACCAGAUCUGCUUCCUUCACCAUCACUUCACCACCACCACCACCAUGAGCAGGGGCUUCCUUCACUCUCUCAAGAACAUUGCAGGCAAACAUGGCCAGGACACCAGGAUUCGCUUCUCCGUGGCGCCGCUCCCCGGGGACUCUGGCUUCAGGCAGUGGCACGACGCCAUGAUGAUGUGUGCCAGGCUGCCAGGGGGUAUUCCGCAGGAGUUUCGCCGGCGGCUGUGGUUGACGCUGGCCGAGAAGCACCUGCAGGCGAGGGGCGUGAGCUGGCCGCACGCCGAGAGCUUCUGCUUCAACGAGUGGUCCAACCCUGACGAUGACGAGCUGGGCGAUCAGAUUGUUAAGGAUCUGCACCGCACCGGCUGCUCUCUCUUCUGCGGCGAGGAGGCUGAGGACAACCAGGCGAUGCUGAAGCGGGUCCUGCUGGCCUUCGCGCGUUGGAACAAGGGCGUCGGUUACUGCCAAGGAUUCAAUAUGCUUGCCGCUAUCAUUCUGGAGGUGAUGGAACGCCAAGAGUCUGACGCGCUCAAGGUCAUGAUCUACCUCAUCGAGGGUGUUCUGCCAGAGUCCUACUUCGCCAACAACCUGCGCGGUCUCAGCGUCGACAUGGCCGUCUUCCGAGACCUUCUACGCCUCCACCUGCCCCACCUGUCCCGACACCUGGAACACCUGCAACACGACGCCGCCGACCUGACCACAGGAACCAUUUACGAGCCGCCGCUGACCAACGUGUUCACGAUGCAAUGGUUCCUGACCCUGUUCAGUAACUGUCUGCCGCGGGACACUGUGAUGCGGGUGUGGGACCUCACCUUCCUGCAGGGCAAUGAGGUGCUGCUCCGCACGGCACUCGCCAUCUGGGACGGCCUGGCAAGACGUAUCCUGGAGGUACAUUCGGCGGACGAGUUCUACACCGUGAUGGGUUUACUGACUCGAGAGAUGCUGAGCACAGGCCUGAUGGACGCCAACAAGCUGGUGCAGACAGUGGUAGGCAUGGCCCCCUUCCCCUUCCCUGGUCUGGCAGAUCUGCGGGACAAGUACACCUACAACAUCACACCGUGGACGCAGUCGGUGUCGUCUGUGGCCAAGCGGGGACUUCGCCUCUUCUAUUCUGACGACGACGAUGAUGAUAAUGAUGAGGAUAACCAGACCAUUGCUGUUGCCACUGCUUUUGGUCUGUCCGGCAUCUUCAGAAAGACUGCCGAAAUUAACCGUGGCUCAUCACCUGUUGGGGGAGGUGGCCCUGUCAUGUCUCCUGGUGGUUUCCCUGCUGUGUCUACCCCACCCCCCCGCCUAGCCCAUGAAGGAAGGGAGAUCACUCGUCCCAACCUCGACAUCUCUGCUCUCAAGAAACAAUACGCCCGCCUGAGAGAGAGGCAGAAACAGGCUCACAUCAUUCUCACAGCUUCCCAGCAGCGGGUGAGCUCCACCCUAGGCAGCGCAGGAAUGGUUGGCACAGGCAGCAGUGGGCAGCGGGGCACACCACUCACCAUGAACCAUCUACUGCGGGGCAAGAAAGCACUGACCUCCAAAACAAAAAGGGUGGUACCACAAGGUGUUAUCCCUGUCAUGAAGCCCAAGAAGAAAGUAGAACGUAAGCUGAGUGAUUCAAGCAGCAACCGGCCAGCACCUCAGCAGCCCUCAAAGCAGCAUUUGUCAAACCAAGGCAUCCCCCCUCAUGCCCACUACCAGACCUUGAAGUGCCCUCCUGUCUCAGAGGGACCAAAAAAAAUGGAGACCCUACACUGGAAGGACACUCCUAGGAGGGAUCGCCGAGCAUCUCUCCCAUCAGGGGUCAAGCUUCUGGAGAAUUCAAGCCCUCGAGGAGUACUGGACGUAGCAGUAGAAAUGGAUGAUGAUGAAGGUGAUGGUGACAGUGGCAGCAGCACAUCUACUGAAUUAUGUGAUGAUGAUGAAGAGGACAAACUAAGUGACCUUGAUCCUGAUACAACAACUGAUCCUCGCCCUGCCACCACCUCCCCACGUCUUGAGACUGUCAAAGAAGACAGCUGUGUACCCUCAGAGGUUGAGGGCAGUGCUUCAAGGCAAGCAAAGGAAGAUCAAAACCUCAAACCAGUGUCUUACAGCUCCCCAACCUCAGAUAAGCAGGGACCAGAAGUGUGUAGUGACCCAACUUUAGGCACAAACAAUGUAGAAUCACAAACAAAGGACAUCAAUCAAAAUCAACCAAACACCCAGAAACUGAAAAGCAACCAACUCCAUUCUGAAAAUAAACUUUUGUUGAAAUCCACCACAACAGAGACAACCAAAAGUGAUGAUACCCUCCAGGGCUCAUCUGUUAUGAAAACGUCCAAGGACCAAGAGAACGAGACUCCUAUGUGGGAUUUAAAAGCAGGAAUCCCUCUGGAGGAUCUCCUUGCCAGGAAAAACUUAACAGCAGCUGAAAUUAUUGCUAGAAUACCAUUUCCAAGUGAUGUUAGUUUCAUGAAGAAUGCCUCUGAACUAGCUGCUAAAAACAGUAGUGUCUGCCCAAAAACUGAAAGAAGUUGCUCUCCUUCCAGCAGCUUGCACAAUGUUACACCUGAACGCUCACCAGUGGAUAGUCCUCUUUUUAGAAUACCUUCUCCAGAAGUGAUUCAUGAACCUUCUUUGACCACAAAGGCUUCUCCAUGCACCUCGCCUUCCAAGUCACUCACUUUCUCCUCGUCACCAUCACCAAGAGAUUCUCCCGUCAACAAGGCCCCCAAAACACCUACCAGAUCCUCCACAGCAUCACCAACAGAGAAUGAGAAUUUUACAGGUUCUAUAAAGUGGUCACUUACAGGAUUACCUCCUAUUUCCUCCUCUGACAUCAUAAUGGAGGCAUCUCUUAUCCCACCCAAAUCUCCAAAGAUCACAGUUGAAGAUGACAAAAGUAAUGUUUUUGAAAUAUAUGAGGGGUAUUCUGGAACAGUAACUUCUGUGAAAGAGUUUGAUGAAAUUACAGAAGAAAACCUUAAAGUGAUUGAUUUGCCAGAAGAAAAUACAACAAAGACACAUAUUCAUCCCUCACUCUCUAUGGAUCAGUUAAUUACUGUCAGUGAAGGUGAAAGUUGUGUGACUGAGAGUGAUAUCAAUCUUGAAGAAAGAAUUCGUGAAAUUUUUGGGCAGGUUACCAGCCAAGAUGAAGAAAGUGAAAGCAUUAUAAAUUCUAAAGAAACAAUGAACAGAGAUACUGUGACUGAAAACAUUGAUGAGGUUUCCAUUAUUAAAUGCUCAACAAAUGAUAGUAUAGAGUUUCCAGACUUUACUUUAUUAAAUAACUCAAAGCUGGAAGUAAAAAGUGAUGAAGAAUCUGACCCACUAACUCCAGAGGUGUCUGCAUCAGAAUCAGGAUAUUUGUGCCUUAAUAAGAUUGAUGAGCAGUUGACAUGUGUCUCAGAAGUGGGAAAUUUUGAUCAAAAUAAAAUGUGUGAAGAACCUCUUGCAGAAACUAAAGCUGCUGCUGAUUCUCCAUUAGUAAAUGGAAAUGAACUGGUGUCAGAAACAUUAUCUACUACUGAAUCACCAAUAGAAGAAAGAAAUGAAUUAGUUUUAGAAACAUCUAACUCUGAAUCCCCAGUUAAAAGUAUACUAACUACAAUUUCAGGCACUAGUUCUUGGCUUUCUGUUAUGUGUAUGAGUGUUUGUAAAGACGUAAAUUUCUCACCAGCUGCAAGCUGUAGUAAAUCUAUAAUGACAAACACCAUCUGUGAGGAUCAAAAUAGGAUUGUUAGUAUGUCACCUGGUAUGGAAGUGUUACCUGUAUUUUCUUCAGUCUUUAACAUUACAAAUACUACACUCUCACCUGCACAAGUUGAGUCACAUUCCGAACUGUCAGUGCCAAGCAAGAGGGAGUCUCCAGAGCUCACUGUUAGUGAAUCAGAGCUAAUCCUGGAGAAGGAGGGGAGCAGUAUUGAGCCACUAACUCUCAUUGGUCUGAGUACUGUGUCUUGUGUAAGUCCUACAACGCCUAGCAGGUCAUCCCCAAGGCUGCCAUCUCUCUCACCUGUUCACCCUGAGGCAAGAAUAUCAGAAUUCAGCCAUGUGGGUUUUCAGAAUGAACUAUCCGAGUUUAGAAAGCAGCUCAAUACAAGUUUCAAAAUCUCACCUGUGGAAAGAGAUGAUGUAGUGUCUUUACUUAUGGUAGACAAAGAAAAAUAUGGACAGAAUUUCAAAUUUGAUUUGCCAACCUCAUUAUCUAAUGAAGAACCCUCUUCACUAUUUCCAAGUGAAAAUUUUUCAUCAGUCAAACUUUCAGUUGUUGAUUCAGUUUCUUCACCUAAGAAUAAAACAGAUGGUGAAGCUGUAUCUUCCUCCUCACACACAGAUGGGGUAUCCCCAAUAUGUUUUACAGUGGGUACUGUUUCUCCCCUUAAAACAACACCAACCACAGACACGACUGUGACAUUCUCCUUACUGACCAGCCAGGACAUUUGCUGUUCUCUGGCUGGCUCUAAUCUGAGAGGUUCUCUUCCUUUAAAUCUGCUGUCUCAGGAAACUUUGGCUAAUGUUAUUAGUGAUGACAUCCCAGAUCUAGAAUCUUCUAAUAACCAAGUGAAAGUUACCUUGCAAGAAAAUUGCCAAGCUACAUUAAUAGAGGCAUGCACUGAAAUGACUGAAAUUAAAAGUCCAUUGAAUGAUUUCACUGUAGAAAGAGUUCUUCCUCCAUUACCUUCACUUGAGGAAAGAAUUUCAGCCAUUCUUGGAACUAGUACAAAGAUGCCACCAUUGGUAACAGAAUGUGAUGAUAAAACACCAGAGGAAUCACAAACAGUGGCUGAUAGAGGUGGAUUGUUCUUUAUCAGAUCACAGUCAGGUUUCUCAUGGCAGCCAAAGGCAGCUCAGCAUGUAGAAAAGGAGGAGGAAGAGGAGGAGGAGAAAGAGAAGAAAGAAAAGGAGGAGGUGGAGAAGGAAGAAGAGAAAGUGGAGGAAGAGAAAGAAGAGCAAGAGCAAAUGCAGGAGCACAAAGAAAGUGAUGUGAAAGAAGAGUGGAGCGAAGAUAAUGAACUGGAGAAGAAAGAGAUCAAGAGAAAUGAGAAUGGCACUGAGGAAAGUGUGUGGAAAAGAAAAGCAGAAGAAGAGAUCAGCACCAAUCAGUCCUCCACAAUACUUACUUGGGAAGAACAAGUCUCUUACCCUGUUGGACCUCUGGAAAGAGACUCCUCAUUAUCAGCUUCUCUUGAAGGCAGGCUUUCUCUUUUUACCAAUACUGAAUAUGAGGAAGGUGAGGUAUUUUGCAGUGAGAUUAAUGAAGGAAAAGAUGUUAAGUACUCUGAAGAUAAUGAUAAUGAAGCUGAGACAGAGACAGAUUUCUUUAAUGGCAAAGAUCUUAGUUCUGAAGCAAUCCGGCAGAGACUAUGGAGAGGUGUAAAAUCACUCAGUCUAGAUGCUGAUGUUUCAAUGGACCCUGAUGUUUUCUGUUUCCUCAUAGAGCAAAGCUCAAAACACUGUAGGAAAAACAAAGAUGAAGACAGGAGAACAAUGCCAAAGAGAAGAAACAGUGAAGUAGCUCUUCAAGAGCUUGUUAAAGAAAACACAGAAAUUAUUGAAAGAAUACUGAAGCAAAAAUCUCUUGAAAGUGCCACAUUAGGGAAAAACUAUACCCUACCGAACACCAGUGAUGGAGAAUCAGGAUCACCAAAGGAACCAGAAAAACAAUCUGGACUUUCUACAUUUAUCAAAUUAUUAAGAGAGAAGAGUGAGCGUGAAUCAUGUCCUGAGCCUGAAUCUCACAAGACUUCACCCUCUGACAUGGCACCCACCACCACUGAACCACAAGAUGGAGCUGCAAGCUCUGAUAGCAGCAUCAAAGUCUUGGGAGUAAAGUCCAGCAAGCAGAUCUCUCCUCCAUACAUGAAAAGCCUUACACCUGAGAAAAGAUCUGUUUGUAAGAAAGAUGAGAAUGUCACCAUGUUAAGUCCAACUCAACCAAUCACCUUUAAUCCUUUUCCAACCAGAAAUGUGCCACGCCAACCCAAGGAAAUAACCGUAAAGUUAGGUCUUUACAGUCCCUCCAAGAAAACAACCACAUCGUCAUGAAAAUCAUAUUGUUUCAUCAUUUCAUUAAAAACUAUAGUUUUUGCCAUGUAUAUAUGAAAAUAUUUAUAUACAAUUGUUCUUAGGGCAGCAAAUUUUAACUCUACACUCAGAUGCCAUAACAUGACAGUGUAUGUAUUUCUAAACUAUGAAUAGUUUCAGUUCAGAAUUUCCAGGUGAUAGUAGAAUAUAAGCAUUGAAAUAUUGGUGCAGUGAAAAAUGGGAGUAUCAAAACUAACAUGCCUGUGUGAAACAUAAUAGAAUGGCUCUGUAUUUUCUAAUGGUGAUGUUAAGUUGGAACAUUAAAUUUUGAGUGAAUUUCUUCUAGUGAAUCUGUCUACAAACUUCCAUUAUGAUUCUAACCUUAUAAUGUUUUCAAGGCUGAAUCGGCUAAUAAAUAUUAUGUUUUCAAAGCUGAAUCACUGAUAAAUUAUAGACCACUUGAUGGUGCUGUAAAGAAUGAUGAGGUAACUGAUGGAGGUUAAGGAGCAUUGAGAAUAAAUAGGAAAAAAAAAAGAAUAUGCAUCAAUAUAUUGUGAGUAAAAUCAAUUUGAAGUUUGGAAACUGAAACUGAAAAUAGUAUUGCACAUGUUCAACAAAAGAGGACUACAUCAGACUGAGCAUGAAAAAUGUAUUCUGAUACGAAACUCAUAGUGCAUGAAUUACAGAGGCAAUUAUAUAUAAGUCUUAGGAUGUGAUAUGGCCUAAUUCUGUAGUAAAUUAGGGAUGAUGGCAUAAACAUAUAAACAGAAGGUCUGAAGACUGUUCAAAUAUAUAUUCAUAAAAUAAACAUUGAAAAGUU
Molecule: messenger RNA, 8418 nt
Organism: Scylla paramamosain (green mud crab)
Lineage: Eukaryota; Metazoa; Arthropoda; Malacostraca; Decapoda; Portunidae
Exons: 12
Coding region: 1644-7619 (1991 amino acids)
Cellular component (GO): endoplasmic reticulum
Source: RefSeq, a predicted model, not a curated record